AUGGCUGUCCUUGAUAUCCUUCCCGGCAUCGAGGUCGUUGUGUGUGUCGAUGAUGAACCGCUCGCUGAAAUUGCCACAGAGAACGAUGAGAUUCAGCAUCCGGAUCCCACAGUCAUCGAAGAUCAAAAGGGCUGCACCAAAACGAACUACGUUCAGUCCACGACCGGAAAGACAUUCACCAUCUACAUAAAAGCCUCAGAUCCUUAUGAUCUGAAAGACACUGACCUGAUAUUCCAUGUUGAAGUCGAUGGAAACUUCAUCAAGGCCCCACUGUUAUUACAGGCAGACUAUGAAGACAAAUUCUGGGAUGAUGAGGUAGAGGGGCCAGUGAUCUUCAAUGGAGAGGAAGCUAUAGUUCUAUCAUUGACCUUUACCGCCAUAAAGACCACCUCAAAGCAGCUUCUCAGCAAAGCCAUUGAGAAACAAAAGAAAGUACUAGAAUCUGUUGGAUUGAUCGAAGUUGGAGUCUAUCGAGCCCGGUGUACCGGAGAGGAGCUCAAACGAUCCCCAUCUGAAGAACUCCAGACAAAGAAAGAUAUGAAGAAGGCGGACUUCAGUAAAACAUAUCACUCCAAGGUCACCGUGAAGGAAAACAUAUCACACGGAUCAUCUCUCUCUGAUGCAAAACCUGCUGGUGAUGAGAAGAUGUUCAUCACAGAGAAGAUUGACGGAGAAGAAUAUCCUAUUGGGUUAUUCAAAUUCAAGUAUCGAUCUAAGAAAGCCCUCAAGGAACUCGGUGUUAUCCCUCGCACCCCAUCUCCCGAGUCCUCACCAGCGCCUCCUCAUAUCGAAGUCCCAACACCAGCGACUACACCUACUCCAAUUGCUGCUCCAAUUCCUGCAGCCAGCCCAUCAGUCGCGUCUGGCUCAAGUCCAACCCCUAAUACUCCAGGAGCCGCUUUCCGGGUUGAGACGUAUGCAGCUUUGAUUGAGAGGCAUAAGAGGGAGCUGGAUGAAGUGCUCAGAGCGGCAAUGCUUGGCGCAGUGGCACCUGAAUCAGUACCUGACAUCAAACCGGAUGUUGGGUUCAUUCCCGGCAUGAAGCGGGACCCAGAUGGUUCAGAGGCUGGAGUUCCGCCUACGAAGAAAAAGAAGCAGAAGAGGAAGCUACCUGGGAAACUCAUCAUUGAUCUUACCUCUGAUGAUGAAGGAGACCAUUCUGUUAUUGAACUGGAAAGCUAG
Molecule: messenger RNA, 1182 nt
Organism: Cadophora gregata
Lineage: Eukaryota; Fungi; Ascomycota; Leotiomycetes; Helotiales; Ploettnerulaceae
Exons: 5
Coding region: 1-1182 (393 amino acids)
Source: RefSeq, a predicted model, not a curated record